Molecule: messenger RNA, 745 nt
Organism: Rosa rugosa (rugosa rose)
Lineage: Eukaryota; Viridiplantae; Streptophyta; Magnoliopsida; Rosales; Rosaceae
Product: heat shock protein 83-like
Exons: 2
Coding region: 315-611 (98 amino acids)
Biological process (GO): protein stabilization; protein folding; cellular response to heat
Cellular component (GO): plasma membrane; perinuclear region of cytoplasm; cytosol
Molecular function (GO): ATP-dependent protein folding chaperone; ATP binding; ATP hydrolysis activity
Source: RefSeq, a predicted model, not a curated record
AUUGGAACAUUUGGUCCAUACACAUCAGCAUCAAGCAAGCCGACCUUCAUUCCACACUUAUUAGCAAGUGCAAUAGCCAGAUUAAUUAACUGCAAUUUACCACCACCAUGCAUGAGUCAUUAUGAGUCAGCACUGUUAUAAACUAAGCACUGAAAUAAACAUCGUUGCAUCAGAGUUCACUUCUAAUGCUUCAAUUGAUGUCAAAAUUAUGAUUUCUAGUUUCGCCAUCUAUCAUUGAUGCCAAUCAGCACCCUAGAUAAGCUACAUUUGAAGCUCUACAAUUUGGCUUUCUAAUCUCACAAGCACUAUCUACAAUGGCUGAUGUUUACAUUGGUGAUGCUGAGACAUUCGCAUUCCACUUAGAGAUCAACCAGCUUGUUAGCUUGAUCAUCAAUACCUUUUACAACAACAAAGAAAUAUUCCUAGGCCAACUUAUCAGCAAUUGCAAUGAUGCCUUGGACAAAAUUAGAGUCAAGAGCCUUACAGAUAAUAGCAAGCUUGAUGCUCAACCAGAGUUUUUCAUCAGGCUCGUCCCUGAUAAGACCAACAAUACCCUCUCCAUCAUUGAUAGCAGUAUCGGCAUGACCAAAGCAGGUAGUUACAAAAUUUAGAUUUCUUUCAAGUUAUAACUUAUAUCAUGCUGUUCUAUGUUUUACCAAGAAAAUCUUAUAUAAUUACAAAAGAUCAUUAGCUGUUAGUUGUGUUGUAAACUUUUGUAAUCUACUGUUGAAAUUUUCCAUUAACU